CUCUCCCUCCUCUCCUCGAUCACAUACGGUCAAUCAUCGUAGCAGCAAGCAAUGGCACCAACAACCAUCCCUCCCUCAGCAAGACUGAAGUCCAACUACAAAUACUUCCUCACCCAUAAUGUCCGCUGGUCAGACGUUGAUCGAUACGCACACGUCAAUAACUCGAUUUAUCACCAUUACUUUGAUACAAUCGCCAAUGAGUAUCUCGUGAAUCAUUGCAACAUGAACCCCGAACAAUCCGACCUCGUAGGUCUAAUGAUCGCCUCAACCGUCCGCUUCUUCAGCCCAAUAACCUUCCCCGGCUCCCUAACCCUCGGCCUAACCGUCUCCCACAUCGGCGCAACCUCCGUCGAGUACCAAAUUGCUGUGUGGCAAGACUCCCCGGCACCCUCUGAGGAAGAUAAGGCGCAUGGGAGGGAGGAGGGGAAGGAGGGGUUGGCGUGUGCGGUGUGCUUUGCGACCCAUGUUUUUGUGAGGAGGGUUGGGCAUGUUAAGGUUAAGGGGAUGGAGGAGGGAGUUCGGAGAGGGUUGGAGAGGAUUUUGGUGGAGAGCGGGGGUGGGGAGGGGAAGGGGAAGCUGUGAAGUAGGGUACCCGUGAUACACGAGUAUUCGUGCAUCGGACUCGUCCAUUCAUACCGCGGCCGUUC
Molecule: messenger RNA, 647 nt
Organism: Saitoella complicata NRRL Y-17804
Lineage: Eukaryota; Fungi; Ascomycota; Saitoellomycetes; Saitoellales; Saitoellaceae
Product: Thioesterase/thiol ester dehydrase-isomerase
Exons: 2
Coding region: 52-582 (176 amino acids)
Cellular component (GO): mitochondrion
Molecular function (GO): fatty acyl-CoA hydrolase activity
Source: RefSeq, a predicted model, not a curated record